UUCUCUCCCCUCCAGACAACAACAUACACCUUUGAGUAGAGGCGCGUCAGUGACACAAGCGCGGUCCAAUAAUUUGUCUGUCUGGUUACGGACAGAGAGCGUGAGAGCUUGUCGGGGCCCAAUCAGCGCUUUUGUAUUGCCUGCCAGUGCCGGGGACUGACUGGUUGUGAGUGUUUACUGCAGCGCCCCAGGAUCCCAAAGCCAAAACCGAAGCCAGUGGAACCUGCGGGGUGAAGGCGAGUCAGUCCAGUAUGGAGCGACUGAAUGAGGAGGCGAUGCGGCUGAGCCUGCUGAAGCGAGGCCUGGACUCCUCCUCGCCUGCAGGCGGCGCCACGAGCAGUGAGCGAGAUGAGCUGCUCUCCAAACGCAUCAAGAUGGAGGGCCACCAAGCCAUGGAGCGCCUCAAGAUGCUGGCCUAUCUGAAACGCAAGGACCUGGCCGGCCUGGAGGGGGGAGGAUUGGGAGGGGUCUCAGGAGCCGGGGCCCUAAGGGGUGAGGUCAAGGGUCAUGGGUCUUCAGGGGGAGGGGCUUAUGAGGAGAAGACCAAUGGGAGCCUCCGUGGUCAGGUUGUGGGAGCCCAUGGCAUGGUGGGAAAGAGCGGGAAGGAGAACAUGGGCGAGGAGCCAGUGGAUUUCAGCGCCCGGAAAGGUGACACGGACCGGGAGCGACACACACCCUCCCCUGAUGUGAUCGUCCUGUCAGACAAUGAGGCGUCCAGUCCAAGAGGGCCCAGCCAAGGGGAAGAACGCCUGAGGGCAGCGAACCUGGAGAUGUUUAAGGGUAAGACAGGGGAGGAGAGGCAAAAGAUGAUCAGGACUCUGAGAGAGGAGCUGAGGCUGGAGGAGGCCAGGCUGGUGCUCCUGAAGAAGCUGAGGCAGAGCCAGAUGCAGAAGGAGAACCUGGUGCAGAAGGUCCCUGUGGUCCAGAACACAGCAUCUGCCCUCCAGAGCGGUGCCGUCCACGGUGCUCAGAGCAUGAGCAAGAUGUCUGGCCGCCCUGGCCACCACACCCCAGAGCCCCAGAACCAUCGCACUGCACAGGUGGGCUACAGCAUUGCACAGGGUCACUCGGUGAUCAGGUCAGCCACCAACAGCUCCAUGUCUCAGAUGAUGAUGUCACAGAGCAGGGUGAUGGCGCCCAACCCUACCCAGCUGCAGGGCCAGAGGCUGGCACAGCAGAAGCAGGGUGGCAUGCGCUCCUCGACUGCCAGCUCUAACAACGCCAUUAGCUACCAGCAGUCUUCCACCCAGCAGGUGGCAGCUUCUCAGCGCUCUGGCUCCUCCUCCUCCUCUGCCAUCUACAUGAACCUGACCCAAAUGCAGGCGGCCGGAGCCGCGGGAGGAGUCAGCGGGGUGUCGGGGGUGGGGGCGGUCAGCCCCUCAGCCACACACAGCCCAGGGGGGACAUCGGUGGGCUCCUCCAUGGCAGACACAGCCAGCAGUCAGGCAGCUGCCAAACUUGCCCUGAGGAAGCAGUUGGAGAAAACCCUGCUGGAGAUCCCUCCUCCCAAGCCGCCAGCGCCGCUCCUCCACUUCCUGCCGUCAGCGGCCAACAGCGAGUUUAUCUACAUGGUGGGCCUGGAGGAGGUUGUGCAGAGUGUCAUUGACAGUCAGGGUAAACUGCGUUUGCCCUCCUCCAUGGAGCCCUUCUCGUGUGCCCAGUGCAAGACGGACUUCACCCCUCACUGGAAGCAGGAGAAGGGUGGGCGCAUACUUUGCGAGACCUGUAUGUCGUCCAAUCAGAAGAAGGCACUGAAGGCCGAGCACACCAAUAGGCUGAAGAACGCCUUCGUUAAGGCUCUACAGCAGGAGCAGGAGAUUGAGCAGAGAAUCCAGUUGCAAGCCGCUCUUGCCACCAGUUCAGCUCAAACUGUUCCAAGCGUCAGUAAGGCUGAGUCUAUGAGCAGACAUCACACACACAGACAGGCGCCUCAGCCCCAGGUGACCCAGUCACAGGCCUCCCUCCAACGGGGUCUGUCUGGCUCGGCCCGGGGCGUACUCUCCAACUUCGCCCAGGCCUCCCAGCUCUCGGUGGCCAGCAGCCUGCUGGGCAUGACUGGAAAGCGCAGUGGACAGCUGGGCACUAGUGGGCACAGCCGGGCACAGCAGCAGCAGCAGCAGCAGCAGCAUCACGACAACCGCCGCCAGCUCUACAGCAUCCCUGGGGUGAACAUUGCCUACCUGAACCCAGGCAAUGUGGUCGGUCACAAGGGGUCCAGCCUGGCUGACCGCCAGAGGGAAUACCUGCUGGACAUGAUCCCGCCUCGCUCCAUAUCCCAGUCCAUCAGCGGACAGAAAUGAACCUCACCCCGCCCCGACGCAAUACCACAACCCUUCCCCCACACCACACCUCAACCCCCAUCGCAUGCAGUGCCUGUUAGUGUGCCUACCAAACUAACCUGUAUGAAGAACACAAUCAACGAGUCAAAAGAGGCCACCAGACUCUGAAAUGACUUUUCAUUUGAACGUGAUGCAAACCCCUUUUAAUUCCUCUUGUUAUUAAUAUCGUCAUUAGUGCUAUGGAUGUUGUUACUACAUUGCCGCUACCAGUUAUGAGCGUGCCCAUCUUUGUGGAGAACCCCUGUCUUUAUAUGCUUGUGGCAGUGUCCCGAGUGUGGGGGUGUCUUUUGUUUUGGAUUUAUGUGCUUGUUUUUGAAGCAAUAUUUUGUCUCGCUUGAGCUUUCCUUACCAAACUCAAGUCUUUGUUAUGUCUGGAAUUACCAAGCUAUCUUUUUGAGAACUGCAGCACUCUGAAAUCCCUGCUCUUUCUCUGAUUUCUGAAUUCAACCAUCACCCUGUUUUUCCACAUUUGGCUGUGAAUUAUUGGAAGAGAAAUUCUACCAGACCGGCCAAACCUUUGUUUUAAAAAGGUGAUUGUGAUGGUUUAACUUUGACCUGACUCUCUCAAGCCUUUGAGCUUGAGCUUUCUUCAAAGAUUUGUGGGGAGAAAAGAGGAUGAUUGAGACCCUGGGGUUGUCUGAAACAAUGCCUUUCUAACUGAUUGUUGAAACAAGGAUGGAUACAUAUCCCACAAAGAGAGACAGCCCAAUGCACCAUCUGGACUUGGAUUGGAUGCACCGCUGAAAAAAUACUACUCCCAUUGGAUAUGAAGGCACAGAAACUGAACCUAUAGCAGAGUUGCCCUGUAUCCUUUCACCUUUUCAUCUGAGGCAGCCUGGGGGCUGUAGUUCAGAAGUGAUGGAAUUGAGGAGUUAGUAUCCUAAAGCAUAUAUAAUUGAUGGGGUAUUGAUUGGAGAGAUCGUUUAGAGGGAUUUGAUUGGAUGAGAGCGCAUGUGAACAUACUGAGAGAUCAGGUGAAUAAGGUUUUUAUUUAAUUGGAGAGGAUACAGGUAUUGGAUUUGGUGGGAGGGAUCAUCCUUAGACUCAAAAUCUAAGGCGUUUCCCAUAGGACCAUGGUGUGUACUUAUUUAGGAGUGGGAAUGGGGGGGAAGAGACACAGGGGUUCCCUCCCCUGUUUUCAUCUCUUAGCUAAUAGGAUUUGCUAUUGUUCACUCUACCCUGUCAUUCAAAGUUAUGGAUUCCGUUUAGAUGCUAUUUGAACUUUCUUAUGUCAACAUUAUCCCCAUGGUGUCUGGGAGGCAUUUGAAAACGGUCAGGGAGAGUGGCUAGCUCGCUAUUAGCUUUAAACCUGCUCUAAGCUAUUUAGCCUGCUCUAAGCUAUUUAGAUGUUUUGUGUCUUCUGAAGUGUUUGCGUAUCUGAAAGGUACUUUGAACAGGAGACAAUAAAUAAAUACAGAAUGACAAAUGCAACUUGAAUAUCUACAUAAAUCAAACAGUUCUAUAGAAAGAGAUAUUUACAGGAUAUACAGUACCAGUCAAAGGUUUGGACAUACCUACUCAUUCAAGGGUUUUUCUUUAUUUUUACUAUUUCCUUGUAAAAAUAAAGAAAAAGACUAUGAAACAACACAAUGGAACCAUGUAGUAA
Molecule: messenger RNA, 3945 nt
Organism: Oncorhynchus gorbuscha (pink salmon)
Lineage: Eukaryota; Metazoa; Chordata; Actinopteri; Salmoniformes; Salmonidae
Product: transcriptional repressor p66-beta-like
Exons: 11
Coding region: 252-2300 (682 amino acids)
Biological process (GO): negative regulation of transcription by RNA polymerase II
Cellular component (GO): NuRD complex
Molecular function (GO): sequence-specific DNA binding
Source: RefSeq, a predicted model, not a curated record